Messenger RNA from Recurvomyces mirabilis, 1824 nucleotides. RefSeq lists its product as uncharacterized. The record is from RefSeq and is a predicted model, not a curated record. The coding region runs from base 1 to 1824 and encodes 607 amino acids. The transcript is spliced from 2 exons. Lineage: Eukaryota; Fungi; Ascomycota; Dothideomycetes; Mycosphaerellales; Teratosphaeriaceae.
AUGCUUUCCUCCUUGCACAUCAUCCUCCUGGGAUUUUUUUUAAUAAAAUGCAACGGACACGGCUCAAUUUCUGAUACACCUUCUGUCCUUGCGCAAUCUAAGCUUGUUACAAGCCUCAUCGUUGAUCUAGGGUACGAGCAGUACCAAGGAUACCACAAUUCAUCCUUCAAUCUCAACACGUGGCUUGGCAUUCGCUACGCUGCACCGCCUGUCGCGAGCUUGAGAUGGCGAGCGCCACAGAAACCGGCUAGGAAUCGCGACAAGGUCAUUAAAGCUGCCGCCUUUCCGCCGCGAUGUCCUCAGGGUCCACAAGCACCGCUCGUACCAAAUUACAACUAUACUGGCUCCGAAGAUUGUCUCUUCCUCUCAGUGUAUAGUCCUGCCAAUGCGUCUGGUCCGCUGCCUGUCUUUGUCUGGAUUCACGGCGGGGGCUAUGGAGGGGGUCAAGGAAAUCAAGACAUCGGCAAUCUCAGUGCAAUCAAUCAUGACGGUUUCGUCAGUGUCGUAAUACAAUAUCGACUAGGCGCCUUUGGCUUCUUAGCGUCCGAUGAAGUGUACAAUGACGGUAACGUUAACGCUGGACUUCUGGAUCAGCACGCUGCCCUACAAUGGGUGCAGGAGCAUAUCUAUCUCUUUAACGGCGAUCCUCGUCGAGUCACCAUUGCUGGCGAGAGCGCAGGCGCUGGCAGCGUCAUGCUGCAGGCUAUGGCUUAUAACGGAACAUUGGGCACAAGUCUAUUCAACAACAUUAUCGCCGCUUCGCCAUAUCUGCCAUUGCAGUACCCGUUCUACGGCUGGCAGCCUUCGCAGGCGUACUACACAUUUGCACGUGCAGUUGGAUGCGAUUUAGGCCGUGCGUAUGGAAAUUCGAGUGUGACUAUCAUUGCUUGUCUUCGUGCUGCACCAUCGCACAAGUUGCAACAAGCAAAUGCCGAAGUUGGUGCAUCAGGCACUUGGGGGACAUGGGCUUUCCUUCCGACUACAGACUUCCAAUUCAUUCAUCAUCGACCUAGCGAACAGCUGGCUAGGAGAGCUGUCAACGGUCUUCGCGUGCUGUCCGGAAACAACGCUAUGGAGGGUGCUGCUUUUGUAAUCCCGAAUAUCACUACGGACGCCGAAUUUGAAGCCUGGCUACGCUUGGAGUAUCCCUUGUUGUCCACCGCUGACCUCAAUGAUAUUCACACCAUGUAUUACGCCCCAGGUAUUAAUGCUACCAUACCAUUUGCGACAUGUGGCGAUUGCAAUGGCGCCACUGCGAUAAACGUAGGGUCUGAGGCUGUUGGACCUGGGCAGCGCGCUAUCAAUCUCUAUUCUGAGACGACUUUCGUCUGCCCAUCAUACUGGCUUGCCGAAGCUUUUGACCCCAAAUAUGGGAAGCAAGCAUUCAAAUACCAGUACUCUGUUCCUGCCGCUCAGCAUGGUGCUGAUUUGUCCGCUGAGGGUCUUCGCGCUGAGACAAUCAAUGUCAGCCCAGACUUCUACAAGGCCUUCACCACUGUCUGGGGCAAUUUCAUCACUGAUGGCAAUCCGUCUAUCGCCAGUUCUCUGGCCAAUGGUAAUUCGAACGCCAGUUAUAAUGCAGCAAGUCGCUGGCCGCUAUUUUAUACGCAGGGACAGGGCGCUUACCAGAUGCUCAAUCUCAACGAGACUGGAGGUAUCGAGUAUAGUGCCCAUGUAGUCGCAUAUCCCGAGCCGAAUGUGGAGCAGUACAAGGGACCGGGCUUACGCAAUUCAAUCCGGCAGGUAGACGCUUAUACGUGGGAGGGCGGACGAGGGGCACGGUGCGAUUUCUGGAAGAGAAUUGGAAGAAGAGUUCCCGAAUAA